Peromyscus leucopus (white-footed mouse) is the source of this 1335-nucleotide messenger RNA. RefSeq names its product carboxymethylenebutenolidase homolog (gene Cmbl). Gene Ontology annotation, molecular function: hydrolase activity. The transcript has 6 exons. Lineage: Eukaryota; Metazoa; Chordata; Mammalia; Rodentia; Cricetidae. The record is from RefSeq and is a predicted model, not a curated record.
CUCCCUCCUUCUGCACGGCUCUCCACUGGCAGUAAGCUCCAGGGCGUCUGCUCCCGCGGCUUGCCUGCCUGUCUGCCUUGCCCUCUUCACCCCUCCACCGGACAAGCCUGACAUCAAGACCCCAAUGGCUAAUGAAGCUAACCCUUGCCCAUGUGACAUUGGUCACAAGCUAGAGUACGGUGGCAUGGGCCAGGAAGUCCAGGUUGAGCACAUCAAGGCAUAUGUCACCCGGUCCCCUGUGGACGCAGGCAAAGCUGUGAUCGUUGUCCAGGAUAUAUUUGGCUGGCGGCUGCCCAACACUAGGUAUAUGGCUGACAUGAUUGCUGGAAAUGGAUACACAGCCAUCGUCCCAGACUUCUUUGUGGGGCAAGAGCCAUGGGACCCAGCUGGUGACUGGUCUACCUUCCCUGAGUGGAUAAAAUCAAAAAAUCCCAGAAAUAUCAAUCGAGAGGUCGAGGCUGUCAUGAGGUAUCUGACACAACGGUGCCAUGCCCACAAGAUUGGCAUUGUAGGCUUCUGCUGGGGAGGCGCUGUUGUGCACCAUGUGAUGAUGACAUACCCAGAAGUCAGGGCAGGGGUGUCCGUUUACGGCAUCAUCAGAGAGUCCGAAGGUAUUUAUAAUUUGAAGAACCCAACGUUGUUCAUUUUUGCAGAAAAUGAUACCGUGAUCCACUUGAGCAGGUGAGUCUCUGUGCUGACCCAGAAACUGAAGGAACACUGCAAAGUUAAUUACCAAGUUAAAACAUUUUCUGGGCAAACUCAUGGCUUUGUGCAUCGGAAGAGAGAAGACUGCUCCCCUGCUGACAAGCCCUACAUUGAGGAGGCGAGGAGGAAUCUCAUUGAGUGGCUGAACAAGUUCAUUUAACAGCACUCAAGCACACAACAGCUGUCAAUCACGUCUGCCUGGACACAAUUAACCAUCUGAUGUCUUACUUUACAUAAAAUAUAGAAAUGUUAAAAUUUUUCUGAAACAUAGCAGAAACUAAGCGAAAAAUACUUAACGCACAAUAGAAACUUUUAAUAAAUGCUCGUUACCUGAAGACUUCAAAUGAUAGUGUAACUGUAAUUAUUAGGGGAAUCUAGGGCCAUUCAGGGACCAGCUGGGUUCUCAGACGUGGCUUUACAUUGUUAACUGAAGACUGUUAAAACAAGUCAUGUGCAAAGCCAGGAAGAUCACAAGUUGUCAACUAGGUAGGUUAAACCUCCCCAGAUGUUUAUGGGCUUUGGUGAAGCUCAAUGCCGCCCAUAUGCACUUUGGUGUGAGUAGUGUUGGAAUUCAGCUCCAGCUCCCACAGACCCAAUUAUUCAAUCUAAUAAACUGACUUUUUUAAUUUA